AUGCACUGGAUUAACAUAUUACACAAAAGUCGACAAUUGAAGGACCAUGAUUCUAUAAAAUGUGAAACAUGCAAGCCUCUGUCUAAUUGCAUAAGUAUUUGCACAAAACCGAUAAAUACUGUAAACACUAUCAAUCAACAGAAUUACAAUGAUAACCAAACGAGUAGUGAUUUAGACGCAUACACAGAGCGCAGGAAGUUGUCCUGUAAUGAAACAAGACGGAAAGUAAGCUGGGAAAACAAUUCCAAUCUGAUCAACAGUUACCGGUCAUCUACAACACCAUAUGAUACAAGACUGAAGAAACGACAAGUCUCCUAUAGCAAACCGCCUUGGAGGUUUUCUAAGUAUGAGAGACCACCAGAAGUAUUUUUGAAUACUAGUCAACACUCUAUAAAUAACAAACAAGUAGAGAAUGCAAGUAAAAGAGAGACUCUGAAGUCAGCAACACGCAGAAGACCACACAGUACACAUCAACAAGACUUUUCCAGACUAGGCAGGAAAAGUCUUGUUGAUCAGAAAAAAUGCAUUCGUAACCAGUCGAGUGAUGAAAGUCCUAGUGAUCAUUAUUAUUAUAAUCAAGAUAAGUUUACGCACGAGAAAAAUUCCUUUGGAACCAGUUCAGACAGUAGUAGUACAGGCUUUGGCAGUACAGUGAAUGUAGGAUCUAAUCCAAGAAAAAGCGUUAAACACUGCAAAGGUGGAUCGCAUAGAAGUAUCUCUGAUUUCUGUCCACGACCGGCUAGUGAAUUCACAAACUAUAUGCAUGAUAAAGUUACGCAAACGUCCUCUGUUAGUCGAAAUUCUAUUGAUGAUGAAGAACUUCCUAGAAUCAGUCCACUUUUCAUUGAAAAAAGUGACACAUGCUCUCUGUGUCUAUACCGGCAUCUUAAUAAGGUCUAUGGUAAAAGGCCAACGACGUUAAAUUCUUCACUCAACAGAAAAAAUAGUGGAGUGUUCACAGUAAAUUAUGAUACAACAGGGCAGGAUGAAGUAUGCUUGAACAGUUCCAACUUGAAGAAGCAAUUUUCAUUUACACAUGAAACAAACAUAUCAAUCCCAUCUACAACAUCCCUAGAGAGACAGACGUGUACAUUAGGAAAUCAGCAAUCGCCUCCACAUUUAUCUGUAAAUGAUACACCGUAUUAUUAUUAUUAUUCACGGUCACCGAAUAGUUGUUGCAGUGAAAGUAGAUUACACUGGCCAACUGCAUGUUCUCCUGUUUGCAAUCCACCCUAUUGCUCGGAAUUAACAAACAGUCAAAGUGAGGUUACAGCGGUCAGUCAAAAAUCAAAACACUUAGAUCAACAAGAUGGUGACAAACUUCUCAAUAGAUUUAAACUGAAAGAUCUGCACACGACAGAAAAAUAUCCCAGCAAGGACAAACUACUAACGAGUAAUAUAAAUGUAAAUGUAAACGCCAAUAAAACAUUUGGUUCCAAUCAAAAACAACAUCAUCCCCACUGCCAUCAAUACCAGGAGGUGGACAGAAAUACUCAGGAACACAAUACCACUUCUUCAAAUACAACUAACCUAGUGUGUUUAAAAAACACUGCAAAAACAAAAAGCACAAACUGUCCAGCUCAUAAUAAUCAUCAAAACGACCAAUCACACUGGUCCCAUGUGUUUACAGUCUACUCAUCGAAACCCUUAGAUGAUAAUGAGUACAUUAUCAGCUCUUGUAAACACAUGCCAAUUAUGUGUGAAUGCCCCCAUGAUUCUACGGUGAAAAGUAAUCAUGUAUGCAAUACGAAUCAGAACACAACGACCAACGAAAUUUCAGACUGUGGUACAAUGCACAAAUAUCAUUUAGUCCACUGGUAUGAUUUGGAGAAAAAUCAAAAUGCGAAAAAUGGUAAAGUUGUUUCUGAUUCACCGGAGAAAAGCCGCCGUUUAACUGGUGAGUGUGCCAGGUGUCCAUGUCAUCAAGCGGAAAAUACUCCCACGGCUAAUACUACCCUAGCUAAUAAUAAUAAAAAUAACAAUAAUAAUAAUAAUAGCAACUAG
Trichobilharzia szidati is the source of this 2004-nucleotide messenger RNA. The record is from the annotation of a GenBank genome assembly. NCBI's taxonomy places the organism in Eukaryota, Metazoa, Platyhelminthes, Trematoda, Strigeidida, Schistosomatidae.